This is a messenger RNA of Gadus morhua (Atlantic cod), 2121 nucleotides long. RefSeq names its product SIX homeobox 3a (gene six3a). The transcript has 2 exons. The record is from RefSeq and is a predicted model, not a curated record. Gene Ontology annotation, biological process: regulation of transcription by RNA polymerase II; eye development; brain development. Bases 252 to 1136 code for a protein of 294 amino acids. Lineage: Eukaryota; Metazoa; Chordata; Actinopteri; Gadiformes; Gadidae. Gene Ontology annotation, cellular component: nucleus; transcription regulator complex. Gene Ontology annotation, molecular function: DNA-binding transcription factor activity, RNA polymerase II-specific; RNA polymerase II cis-regulatory region sequence-specific DNA binding.
CGUAGUGGCUAAUGAUUGGCACGCUUGACAGUGAUUGGCAGGGCUGCCAUGACAACGCUACAACGACACCAAGAAGACCAAUAGAAAAGGGAAACAAAAUGUUUCAAUGCUACACUCACGGUGGAUUUAGGGGGGAGAUAUUAUGAGGCUGGUGUCAUUAGGCGAUAGCCAUUGAAUCAUUCGAUCUUUUACUUGCCGUAUUUUCGGUGUUUUCUUUUCUCGGUAAUUUCUUUCUCUCACAGGCCAUUUCCAUGGUUUUCAGAUCUCCUUUAGAGCUUUAUCCCUCCCAUUUCUUCCUGCCAAACUUCGCUGAUCGCCCUUUGCUCUUGGCGAACAGCGCUCCCCCCGCCAGAUCUCCAGAAGACUUGUCCAUGUUUCAGCUACCAACCCUCAACUUCUCCCCGGAGCAGGUGGCGAGCGUCUGCGAGACGCUGGAGGAGACCGGGGACAUCGAGCGGCUGGGCCGCUUCCUCUGGUCGCUGCCCGUGGCGCCCGGAGCCUGCGAGGCCAUCAACAAGCACGAGUCCAUCCUGCGCGCCCGGGCCGUGGUGGCGUUUCACACGGGAAACUUCCGAGACCUCUACCACAUCUUGGAGAACCACAAGUUCACCAAGGACUCGCACGGCAAGCUGCAGGCCAUGUGGCUCGAAGCACACUACCAAGAGGCAGAGAAGCUUCGAGGUCGUCCCCUUGGACCGGUCGACAAGUACCGGGUGCGGAAGAAGUUUCCGCUGCCUCGAACCAUCUGGGACGGCGAGCAGAAGACGCAUUGUUUCAAGGAGAGGACGCGCAGCCUGCUCAGGGAGUGGUACCUUCAGGACCCCUAUCCGAACCCCAGCAAGAAAAGGGAACUGGCGCAAGCCACUGGACUCACUCCGACACAGGUCGGGAACUGGUUUAAGAACCGACGUCAAAGAGACAGAGCUGCGGCGGCCAAAAACAGGCUCCAACACCAAGCAAUAGGACCGAACGGUAUGCGGUCCCUUUCAGAGUCCGGCCUCACUCCCCGCAGCUCCGCCGAGUCGCCCUCGACGGCGGCCAGUCCUACCACCAGCGUUUCCAGUAUGACAGAACGAGUGGACACUGGCACGUCCAUUCUGUCCGUCACGUCCAGUGACUCGGAGUGCGAUGUAUGAUACGGAAAAAAAGAACAAAAACAAAAAGAGAAAUAUUUUGCAGGGAAAUGGACCUGAGAAAAAAAGACUAAUGAUAUAUUGCGGAUGAAAAAAGGACGGAUUCAUAUGAAUAAGUAAAAAAAGAGAUAGAAGCACGUGUUUUUUUUUAAAGCGCUUUCAAGGACCCCACCUGCCCCUCUCAUCCCCACACCACCACCACUACUAAAUUACUUGCAUGAUAUGUCUUUAUUAUUAUUUGAUUUCUUUCCAGGGCAAAUUAUUCAAAUUCAUGGUUUACAAAGAAGAGCAUUGUUGAGAAGGAAUAACCGCAGAUCUCCAGCCUUCACCAUCCCCGGUUUGUCAAACUGGUGGUGAUGGUGAGGCGCCAUACAGACGAGGUGUGAGAAUUGUCUCUUUUUUUUUUUCAUCAGACAAUCAUUUAAGUCGUAAGCACCUUUAUUUUAAUACACUUCAGUCCCAGCCUGUGUGGGGAAGGUUCGGCUACAUGGUAUAAAACAAUUGUGCAACAGAUCCGUUUAUGACUGUAUAAGAUUUUUAUUUUUAUUUCAAAUUUUAUAUUGAAUUAUGUAUAGCCUAUCUCAAAUAACGCGAUCAAAUCCCCAGUCUGUAAAAUAGGUGUAGAAAUAUGCUUGUACAUAAUUAAUGCUCCCCGUCUCAUUCUCUUUUCUAUCCCUUCCUCACUUUUCUUGACUUGGUGUUCCUACAUAAAAUAUUUGUCAAAACGUACAACCAAGUGCUUUAGGCGUUUUUGUUGGUUUGAUUGUUUUACACUUCGUUUGGAAGUAAUAACGGCACAUUUUACAAGUUACAUUUUAUGCAAAAGAGGUUUAAUAUAAAAUAUGAAAUAGUACAUGAAACUGAUGCACAUGGCGUUCCGUUCUUUCCUCCAGGCCUAAAGCUGAUUGACCUUCAUAUGUUCUCUGUUUCCUGCCUGCGUGAUUAUGUUGUAUACAUUUCUAAAUCAAAUAUACACAUUUAUAUGCUC